Molecule: messenger RNA, 588 nt
Organism: Henningerozyma blattae CBS 6284
Lineage: Eukaryota; Fungi; Ascomycota; Saccharomycetes; Saccharomycetales; Saccharomycetaceae
Gene: FYV6
Product: Fyv6p
Exons: 1
Coding region: 1-588 (195 amino acids)
Source: RefSeq, a predicted model, not a curated record
AUGAAAAAAAUAAAUCAAAAAGCUUCAGAGCAAUCACUUACUACCAUUUCCAUAAAUGGCACCCAACAAACUUCUGGAAUUAGAGGGAAGAAACCUCUGGUAUUUGUUUCCGAAGGAGUAACCAAUCUUGAAGAACAGAAAGAAAAGGCUCAUAUCCAGCAAGAACGUUAUGAAUCAGAAGCAAGGCGUAGAGAACGGAAGACGCUGAGAGAUCAAUUAAGAAACAGUACUAUUAAGAAACAAAAAGAAUUCACUCGAAAUAUAAGAGAUCGUGAAGGCUUUAAUAGAUUAAGUAAAAAGGAAAUAGAUUAUUAUAAUAACAUUGAAAGUGCAAAAAUUAAGCAAAAGAAUGAUUUGGAAAAAUACCUAAGUAACAAGGGUCAAGAAUUUGAUAGAAGAAAAGAGCUAUUAGCAAAAAAUGCACUUUCAUCUGAAGGUAAUCCUGGUAUAAACAGGCAAGAUAAAAAUAUCCUAUCCCCGGUUAUUGGUACUAAAAUAAAGGAUAAAGAAAAAUUGAGAAUUUCGGGAAUUGUAUCUAAGAACAAUAAGAUAAAAAAAUUAAAGAUAAAAAUCACAAACCCUACUUAG